Molecule: messenger RNA, 687 nt
Organism: Pieris macdunnoughi
Lineage: Eukaryota; Metazoa; Arthropoda; Insecta; Lepidoptera; Pieridae
Source: the annotation of a GenBank genome assembly
AUGACUCUUAUUCGACUAUUUUGUGCCGUAUUUUUAUUUCUGCCUUUUACAAACAACGUGUACUCAGAACAAAUUGUAACUACUUCAAACGAUAUUAAAAUUCUUCCUAACUUACUACAGCACUUGAACAAAAAGUUAUUAAUUGAGAGUGAGGGUGGCCCUCUAACAAACACAACAGUCACAAUACCAAAAGAAAAUAACUCUAUGGUUAUAAAUUUAGAUACAGAACUAUUGAAAAAUAAAAGCAAUUCGGUAGUUCCACGAAAAGGUGUAAAAUAUCACCUCGAAGAAAAUAAAAGUAAUGAGCAAGAUUCACUUUCUAGUGGUGAUAUGAUCACACUAGAUGAAAGUUCAAAUUUCACAAACAUUCUUAAACCUAUUUCAAACAAAAGUGGGUUGCAAAUUGAAGAAAAGCAUAAUAAAACAAUAGUACAUAAGCCAACUGUACUUUCCUCACAAAUUUUGGACAAGUUGAGUGAAAAGAUUGAAUUCCAGCCAGAUGCCAAAGUGAAAAAAAUUCAUGAAAAUAGUCGUCCUGAUCUUGUUAUGCCUAUUGUAAUAACUAUAUUAGUUGUACCAAUGUUUGCAGUUGUUGGAUACAUGGCUCUAAAGAGAGGACAAGAUGCCUGGAAAAACCGACAUUAUAAAAGAAUGGAUUUCCUAUUGGAUGGAAUGUACAAUGAUUAA